GAAAAAAGGGUUCAGUGGCUCGUCGAUCUCUCUAGCAGUUUUCUUUCUUUUUCUUCAACCUUGUUCCGUGUACCAUCAUCAUCCAUGGCUGACAAGACCGAGUCCGAUUCUCGCCCCACUCAAAUCUCCAAAGAAGACACGCAAGGAUCCAUCAAUCCUGUUCCGCUUUCACCACAAUGGCUUUUUCCAAAAGCUGGGGAGAACAAAUCGGGGACAUCAACAGGGGAGGUCAAUUUCAGCCCACAUUCAGCUUAUGUGGGUCAGUCCGACUCCCCAAAAUCCCCAAGGAUGGGAGAUGAUGUUAGUGACCAACAGAAGAAGAAAGGCAUAUUUAAGCCUUCUGUGAUGAACACGGAAUCUGCAGGCCAUAAUCGCUGGCGUGAAGAAGAAAGGGACACUAAUUCCUCUAUCCGCUGGGACCAUUCGAGGGUGGGGGAUGGUGAUGAUCGCAAGGUGGAUCGCUGGACUCCUGGUGGAAGGCAUUUUGGAGAACCUCGCCGUGUUCCAUUGGAACGUGUUGCUGAUUUGGGAAAUAGGGAGAGUAAUUACGAUCAGCAUCGAGAUGGAAAGUGGAACACACGAUGGGGGUCUGAUACUAGGGAAGCAGAUCUGCAUGAGAAACAGAGUGAUUUCAUCAAAGAUGUUGAAUAUCCCUCAGAAAAAAGGCAGUCUAGUCUUGGAUAUCACAAUAAUGAACAAAGAGAAGGGGACAACUAUCGUCGCUGGAGAUCUAAUUUGUCCCUGAGUCAAGGUAGGGUAGAUCCCUCUCACCAUCUAGACAUGGCGCCAAACAAGCAGGGCUAUACAGUAAGUCAUGGUCGGGGACGUGGAGAAAAUGCUCCAACUUCCCCCCCUGGUCAAGGAAGGAUGCCCUCUCUAGGCAGUCAUAUGGAUGAUGUUUCUUCUCAUAUUUGGUCAGAGAAGGUUGAAAGUAUCCACAAUGAGUCAUCUCCUUUAAGAUACAGCCGGGCCAAGUUGUUAGAUGUGUAUAAGGUUACUGAUAUGACAUCCUCUAGCAAAAUUUUAGGAGGGGCUGUUCAAAUACCUUUACUUGUGCAAGAGGAAACUCUUGAGCCUCUAGCCUUUUGUGUACCCAGUGCUGAAGAAAUGGUAAUCCUGAAAGGAAUUGACAAUGGGGAAAUUUUGAGUAGCGGAGCACCCCAGGCGAAUAAAGAUGGUCCUGCUGGGCGAAAUUCAACUGAAUUUUUGCAGUCAAGAAAAAAUCAACAAGGCAGUCAAAAUGGAAUGCAUCUUAGACAUGAUAAUUACAGAGAUGAGACUACAGAUGAUAAAAGAGGCAGGCAUUCCAAACCCUUCUAUGAGAGACAUAUACACUCUUCGCACUUCAACUCUAAAUUUGAGGUCACACAGGAUUCUGAAAGAUUUUCUGACCUCAAGUUGAAUGCUGAAGGAAAGUGGAGACCAUCAUAUAUUAGUGACCGGCCACAUGUAGUCUCUAAAGGAUUUACAACGAUGCCUAUGAAUGCUGGCUCCAAUAUUGGCUGGUCUGACCCCCAUACAGAUUUGGCUGAUGAGCGUCACAGAAGUCUAACAGAUUCAUCUUACACCAAAAGUGAAGGACAAAAACAACAACAUGGGAAUGAUCAGUUGCUCAAAAGACACGAUUCUGUUAUUCUAGACAAGUCAGAGUCAGAUUUGCAAAAGUUGCCACAACCAUCCCCAGAAAACCUAGUGCUUUAUUACAAAGAUCCACAUGGUGAAAUUCAAGGCCCGUUCUCUGGCGGUGAUAUCAUUGGUUGGUUUGAGGCUGGAUAUUUUGGAAUAGAUUUACUUGUUCGUUUAGCGGGUGCCCCGGCAAAUGUACCAUUUUCUCAACUUGGGGAUAUUAUGCCUCACUUGUGUCCCAAGCCACGACCACCCCCUGGUUUUGGUACACCAAAGCCUAACAUUGAUGUUUCAACUGGAAUGAAUUUAAAUGCCUCCGAAAAUGUUCUUUCAGGUCCAACUGAGAAUGAUUCUUCAAAAAGUGGUCAAAGAUAUAAUCCCAGCUCAACAUGUGGUGAGGCUGAGAAUAGGUUUUUGGAGUCGCUCAUGUCUGGUAGCAUGAGUAAUGCACCCAUGGAGAAGUUUGUUCACUCAGAAGGGGAAAAUCUGUACGCCCUGGCAAAAAUGAUGUCACUUGAGAGGCAAACAUCCUUACCAAAUUCUUAUUGGUCAGCAAAAGAGGUCAAUCCUGUUGUUCCAACACCAGAUGUGGUUCAUGAUAAUGCUCUCCAACACCAGAUGUCUUUACUUCCAGGUAUGCCAGAUAGAUCAGCAGGAAUGAACAGUGGUUGGUCCAACUUCCCCUCUCAAGGAGGACUGGGGAACCUUCAAAGCUCACUAGAAAUGCACAAUGCUCAACGAUUGAACACCCAAGCUGCGUUUGGUGGGAACCAGCAACCGAGACUACCAGCACAAAACCCUUCUUUAUAUGAGUUUAUGGGUCAAACAUGGGAGAAUAAGCCGACCAGCAUUUUAGCCCCUCCCGGGAUUUCCCAAGAUCCACAAGUGUUAGGUUUGCUUCAGCAGCAGUACUUAUUGCAGCUGCAAGCACAGUCUACAUUGCCACCUCAGCAACUUUUGGUUCUGGAAAAACUGUUGUUACUCAAGAAGCAGGAACAAGAACAACAACAAUUAGCACACCAACAACAACUGCUUUCUCAGAUUCUGGCAAACAAUCAUUCUUCCGAGCAGCACAUUGGUGAACAUCUGUCAUAUGCCCAAUCACAAAAGAAUGGGACAUCGACAGGAAAUCUCACAACCAUAGAUCUUGCCCAUUUACAACCACCACAUGCUUUGUUUACCCCGAGCACUCAAAAUCCGGUACCUGAUAUAGCUACAGGAAAUCUAGCUACUACAGGCCAUGCCUACUCACAGCCAUCACAUGGUUUGUAUGCUCUGGGAACCCUAAAUCAGGUACCAGAUAUAGCUUCAGCAUAUCUUACUACUACGGGUCAUGCCCACACGCAGCCACCACAUGCGUUAUUUACCCCGCACACCCAAAGUCAAGUACCUGCUAUACCCACUGGAAAUCUUACUGUGGGUCAGGCUCAUUUACAGCCGCCACAUGCUUUGUUUACUCCGGGCACCCAAAGUCAGAUACCUGCCAUGGAAGAAGACCGAGCUUCAGAUUACUGUGCCUUGCCAACUACCAUUUCUCUGGAUAUGGCAAAUCGCAAUGUCAGUUCUGAAACCUCUUCUAUACAUUUGCCACAUCAACUUUUUGGAGCUCAUCAUAAAUCAGAAAGUACCAAACCUGCCUCAGUAAUGAAUUCUGUGGCUGUUCCAAAAUUUACACCUCCCUCUGGGCAUGAUAUUCAAUUCAGUCUUGAUAAGAAAAGUGAACAUGUACAGCCAUUACCUGAAUGCCAUAAGAAUCAACAAUGUGAAGGUGAUCAAAGAGCCUUUGAAUUGUCCUUGGUAAAUAAUGAAAUGAAGGAUGUUGAGUCAUCUUCUCUGAAGGACACAAAGAGUACUGCAUCAUGUGAAGUUAAGAAAUCCAUAGAGAAGAAACCAAAAAAGCAAAAGUCUGCUAAAAUGCAAGCUGUUGACACUGGGAAUGGAUUGUCUCAGACAAAAAACUCAAAGUCAUCAGAAUCUAAGGGCAUUGCUCUUUCUCAUGUGAUAUCUGAAGCACAUGGUUAUCCAACUGCAUUAGAUGUAGCCUCUGAACCUGAAACAUUGGAGAGGAAAAAAAACAAAGUUGUGGUCAAUAAUGUGAAUGCACAACCAGAGGGAAGUGAAAAUGAUGGAACAAAGGUGUCUGAUAUUGAAGAUGAUGGUGAACCUUUUAUUGAAAUAAAAAAUACGGAAAAAAAUCGCAAGAAGUCGGCAAAAGCUAAGGGGGCGUCAUCUAGGAACUCGGCACAUGUUGUUCUUCCUGUGGAAAUUUCUGAAGGAUCAACAAGCCUCAUUGAGAACAAAGGCAAGAGUGGUUCUCGUCAAUCUCAAACGGAUAAAGAUGCUUUACUUGCUGUACCUUCGGGCCCUUCUCUGGGAGAUUUUGUUUUGUGGAAGGCUGAGAGUGCAAACCCUUCCGCUCCUACUCCCGCGUGGUCUGGCUCUGGAAAAAUACCAAAACCCACAUCUUUGAGAGACAUCUUGAAGGAGCAAGGAAAGAAGGCUCCUCAUGGUCAACAGCAGCACAUUCAAGUGCCAACACCACAGAAACCUGGUCCGAGUCAACCGGCUGUAGGAGGAGCCACAGAAACCUCACGGUCAACAGCAGCACAUUCAUGGUCACUUACUGCUUCCUCUCCUUCCAAGACUGCUACCCCAAUUCAGAUCAGUACACGAGGAGCUCCACAAGAAAACAUUCAAGAAGAUGAUUUGUUUUGGGGGCCAGUAGAGCAUCCGAAGCAAGAUGGAAAACAGUGGGGGUCAGUUAAAGGUUGCAUUCCCAGUGGAUCAUUUAGCAAGCAAAAUUCGAUUAGCAGAACCCCUGACCCGGGUCGGUCAACAUCUUUGACAGGGAAUAAAGUUCUCCCAACAAAGCACUCAGAAGCCACUGAUUUCAGAAAGUGGUGUGAAAGUGAGUGUGAACGGCUCCUCGGGUCCAGAGAUACAAGCAUUCUAGAGUAUUGUUUAACACAAUCCAGAUACGAGGCUGAAAUGCUGCUUAUCCAGAAUAUGGGCUCCUUUGAUCCUGAGCAUCACUUUAUCAACCAGUUCCUAAGCUACAAGGACUUCUUGGCCUCUGAUGUUCUUGCUAUGGCCUUCGACAGUCUGAAAGAUCUAAAGGUCUCCACUGGUAAAAGUGCUUCUGGAGAUGCGACUUCGGAUGCAGGUCCGGGCAGCGAUGCUGGUGGUGCUUGGAAUGUGGUCACGAGAGGGGGUGAAAAGAAAAAGGGAAAAAAAGGUAAAUAAGUCAGAGCUUGGGCUUAAUGUGGAGGAGAUCCAGAGCUUAGAUUAAAUACUGAACUAGGUGUAAAUACUGUUUUUAGCAAUUGAGACUGUACAUGGAAUGGAUGGCUUGUUGAAAUUUAGAUUUCUUACAGGGAGUAAAGCUCAGCAGUAAUAUUUCAUGUGCACCGGCAAUUUUUGCGGCCUUUUUGCGCUGUUCUUUUUGUUUGUCAUUGGUUUUGAUCUUCUAAACUAAUCAGGUUGUGCUUAUGUUGGCAAAUUGACAAUGGGCAAUAGUACCUCACAUGAUUAUAACCGCAUUGUUGUGAAUUACUAAUAUGCUCUUGAGCUCGAUAUUUGUUUACUUGGUGAGAAUACUAUUUUAUGGUUUAUUUUGUUAAAAAGGAUACUUCCG
Molecule: messenger RNA, 5260 nt
Organism: Cuscuta europaea
Lineage: Eukaryota; Viridiplantae; Streptophyta; Magnoliopsida; Solanales; Convolvulaceae
Source: the annotation of a GenBank genome assembly